AAUAAUAUGAAGCUCAUCUUUAUCUUAUUAGUAUUGGCUACUACAUAUGCAUAUAAAAUUGUUCCUACUUUAGACGUUGACCUAGAUGGACCUGCUAAACAAAGAUUUUAACCAGCUGUCUAAUUGAUAAUGAACACAUAUGGAUAUGAUGCAUCUUUUGGUACCUUCUUUUUAUAUCAUAAUCAAACCACUUUCAAACAUUUAACCAACAAAGACUAUGAUGUAUUAGCUACAGCUGUUAGAACUCACUGGCCUUAAUAUGCUGAAGAACUAUAAGGAGUUGUUGAAGCUUUUAAUAGAUCUGAUGUUACAUUUGAGUAUUUGUCUGCUUGGGUCUAUUUCCAUGAAAUUGGUCAUUCCUUAUCAGUUGAUAUUAAAGAAUGCACUGCCAUAUUAUUCUAAACUUAAUAAGGUAUCAUUCAUGGAAGAAACAUGGAUUAAUCACCAGAUGCUGGUAGAUUACUUGUUAUUCAUUUUAAAUUUAUCAAAAAUGGUCAAUACAUUGGAGAAGCUGUUGAUUAGUAUUGGUUUAAAACUGGAUUUGUUACCAUGUUCAAAUAUGGAGUUGUUUCACUCUAAGAAAAUUGGAGAUAUGGUCAUUAUUUGCCAUUAUUUAUGUUAUUAAAGAAAAUUGCAGCAGGAACAACAUCAUUAGGAUGGACAUUUAGACAUGUAUAAGAAUUUUUUUAUUUAGAUCCUUGAUUCUGAUAUAAAUAAUUUCGAUGAUGCUGUCACUUAUUUAGAAAAUGUGAUUGUUGGCUGUUCAUAAUUUAACAUCGUGGCAGGAACUGGAUAUAAUUAAGGUGCAAUCAUUACAAGAGAUCCAAUCUCAACCUAUCCUACUUUGUUCUUUAACAACACUGGGUUAGGAAAUGAUCAAUUCUAAUAUAUGGUUUAAACUAAUUAUGAUCAUUGGCACAAAGAUCCUAAAGGAGAUUAAAGAAGAACAAUUGCAGAGAAUUUAUUAGCUAAUUUAACCAACACAAUGCUAAAUGAAUUGGGAGUUUAUAGCGUUAUUAAUACAUAUCCUAUUCAUAAUGAAGGUACCUUUUAUACAGCAAUUAUGAAUGUUGCUACAGGUAGAUUCAAUUACUUUGGAUAAGAAGGAAUUACUCCAUAUAAUGAUUUAGAGUGAUUCUUUAAUAAAUCAUCAAUAAAAUCAAUAUU
Messenger RNA from Paramecium sonneborni, 1167 nucleotides. The record is from the annotation of a GenBank genome assembly. NCBI's taxonomy places the organism in Eukaryota, Ciliophora, Oligohymenophorea, Peniculida, Parameciidae.